Molecule: messenger RNA, 666 nt
Organism: Teleopsis dalmanni
Lineage: Eukaryota; Metazoa; Arthropoda; Insecta; Diptera; Diopsidae
Gene: mRpL27
Product: 39S ribosomal protein L27, mitochondrial
Exons: 3
Coding region: 86-517 (143 amino acids)
Biological process (GO): translation
Cellular component (GO): ribosome; mitochondrial large ribosomal subunit
Molecular function (GO): structural constituent of ribosome
Source: RefSeq, a predicted model, not a curated record
UUGACAUUUCCAAAUACUUAACCUUAAAUUGUAUAAACAAAUAAAUACCUCAAAUAAAAUUCAAUUAUAUUAAAUAAAGAACAAAAUGUCGUUUGCAUUUAUGCAAAAGAUAACAUUGCAGUGCUUAAAAGCAGAUCAACCGUUGCUAAACACUGUUCGCAAUGCUAGUAAAAAAACUGGAGGCAGCACACGUAAUAAGAAGGGUCACCCAAGACCGAAACAUCGUGGUUGGCGUGUUCAAGAUGGUCAUUAUGUUUCACAGGGCACACUUUUGGCAACACAAUUGACUACACGUUUUCAUCCCGGCCUAAAUGUUGGCUUCGGUGGGAACGGUACUUUAUACGCUAUGGAACAUGGAAAGGUUUAUGUAACUUGUGAGACCUUAGAUCCAGAUUGGGAUCAUACCUGGAUACAGCGACAUUACGCAGGGCGCAAUGGUCAAGCUAUAUCAAAAAAAUUCUUUAAUGUUGUGCCCGAACGACAACAUCAACGAUUUCGCAUAGUUGAAGAAAUCUAAAACAUGAUUUAUAUAAUACAAAAUAGUAAAAUAAGUAAAUAUACUACAUAAAAAUCAACACAAACUUAAUUGAAAACGUGAAGUCUUUAAUGUAAAGUAAAGAGGAAAAAUUGUGCAUAUUUAAAGCAAAUUCAUAUCAUUUUUAAUAU